AUGGCUCCCUAUGAAUUGUUGUAUGGCAGAAAGUGUAGAUCUCCAAUUCACUGGGAUGUGACAGGGGAGAGGAAAGACUUAGGUCCGGAAUCUGUUCAACGGACUAAUGAAGCUAUUGAAAAGAUUAAAACCAGAAUGCUUGCCUCUCAUAACAGGCAAAAGAGUUAUGCAGAUCUGAAAUGCAGGAAUGUAGAGUUUCAAGUAGGGAAUCAUGUGUUCUUACGAGUGUCUCCAAUGAAGGGGAUCAAGCAUUUCAAGGCAAGCCCUGCUCAUGUACUUAGUUAUGAAAAUCUUGAACUGCAACCAGACCUGUCAUAUGAAGAACAUGCAGUUCAGAUUCUUGACAGAAAGGAUAAGGUCAUUCGGAACAAGACCAUAACUUUGGUCAAAGUACUCAGGAGAAACAGCAGGGGUGGAGGAAGCGACCUGGGGAGCUAG
This is a messenger RNA of Cannabis sativa, 438 nucleotides long. RefSeq lists its product as uncharacterized. NCBI's taxonomy places the organism in Eukaryota, Viridiplantae, Streptophyta, Magnoliopsida, Rosales, Cannabaceae. Bases 1 to 438 code for a protein of 145 amino acids. The record is from RefSeq and is a predicted model, not a curated record. The transcript has 2 exons.